CAGGCCCUGCGCCGUUCGGAAAGGCGGAGGCUGGGGACUGGUUGAGCACAAAGGUGUCCAUACACUAGAUGCUGCUCCACCACCCUGAUGACUCGAAGUUGACAACUGUGAUAUGUGUGCAAUAAGACUAUGAUACUAUGGCGGGGUGAGAAUACAACGAGUAUCAAGAGUUGGGGGGAAAGAUCCUAGACGUCGCCGCAUAUGUGACGAUAGGAGGUGAGCAGUGCCGAUGUGGGUACCGAUCGGUACCGACGCCGUUAUGAAUUGCAGAGCGCCUUGCGAUCGGGAUGCGUGGUUAUCGUGUGGUGGCUGCCAUGUGGUCGGCACGUGUAGUCAUUGCUCGGUAGUCGUUGUCAUUCGGAUCGUCACAACGAUGGGGUUGUCAGCUGCUUGGCCUUCCCUGCCGCCAACAAGCCUGAGGCCGACAUCCGCUUGUUGGCGGCAGGGAGGUUGUCGGCGGCCUCAGGCUCGUCCGCGGCAGCGAUUUCGUCGGCAGCCUCGGCGACGUUGGCGUUGGAGAGGUUUUGUGACGGAACGGGUGGAGAAGGCGAAGAGGACAUGUACGGUCUGUCGCAAUGCAAAUGACACGAUUGGAUACAGUACUUCCCAGGAACUGUCCGCUGACAUAUGAGGGCAGUUGCGCAAUAACAAGGCACCUGUUGGUCGUACAGGCUUCACGACUGCAACGGGGGAGUUCCACACCGUUGCUGU
Cutaneotrichosporon oleaginosum is the source of this 711-nucleotide messenger RNA. RefSeq lists its product as uncharacterized. NCBI's taxonomy places the organism in Eukaryota, Fungi, Basidiomycota, Tremellomycetes, Trichosporonales, Trichosporonaceae. The record is from RefSeq and is a predicted model, not a curated record.